GACAAGAGUAAAGAGCAUCUCCCCCUCUUGAGAAGUUGGAAAUGGAAGAAAGAAGAGGGAACAUCAAAGUAGAGAUUAAGGAAGAAGGAAGCACAGUUGAUUGGAGGGGGAAGCCUUCAAACCCCAACAAACAUGGCGGCUUCAGAGCUGCUUCAUUUGUUCUUGGGCUUCAAGCAUUUGAGAUAAUGGCAAUAGCAGCGGUAGGAAACAACCUGAUCACAUAUGUGAUAAACGAGAUGCAUUUCUCCCUCUCAAACGCAGCAAACAUAGUGACAAAUUUUGUGGGAACAAUCUUCCUUUUGGCCCUCCUUGGUGGUUUCCUCUCUGACUCUUUUCUUGGGAGUUUCUGGUCCAUGCUCAUCUUUGGUUUUCUCGAGCUUUCAGGAUUCAUAUUGCUGUCGGUCCAAGCUCAUGUACCCCAGCUAAAGCCACCAAAGUGCAACAUGGUAGUUGAUGGAGGGAAGUGUGAAGAAGCAAAGGGGGUGAAGGGCUUGAUAUUCUUUGUAGCACUAUACUUGGUGGCAUUAGGGAGUGGAUGUGUUAAACCCAACAUGAUUGCUCAUGGGGCUGAUCAGUUCAACGUUCAAACCCCUUCACACUCUAAGAAGCUCUCAACCUACUUCAAUGCAGCCUAUUUUGCCUUCUAUGGUGAACUCAUUGCCCUCACUGUUCUUGUUUGGAUCCAAACUCAUGCCGGCAUGGAUGUCGGAUUCGGGCUGUCGGCAGCCGUAAUGGCCAUGGGACUAAUCAGCUUGGUUUCUGGGACUGUGUAUUACAGGAACAAGCCUCCUCAGGGAAGCAUAUUCACCCCCAUUGCUCAAGUUCUAGUGGCGGCAGUACUAAGAAAGCUAAUUUGUCCAUCUAGUCCUAAUUCUAAUAGCAAUAUGCUUCACACCCAGAGGUUUAGGUUCUUGGACAAGGCAUGCAUCAAAGUUGAAGAUGGCAAUAACAACAAAAAGGAGAGUCCAUGGAGAUUAUGCAGUGCAAACCAAGUGGAGAACGUGAAGAUAUUGAUUUCAGCGAUCCCAAUAUUUGGUUGCACCAUUGUAUUCAACACCAUCUUGGCCCAGCUCCAAACAUUCUCAGUGCAACAAGGAAGCGCCAUGGACACUAAACUAACCAACUCUUUCCACAUCCCUCCGGCCUCCCUUCAGUCCAUUCCUUACGUAAUGCUCAUCUUCAUCGUCCCUUUAUACGACAAAUUCUUCGUCCCCUUCGCCACCAAAAUCAGCGGACACGAAUCCGGGAUCUCCCCUCUUCAAAGGAUAGGCUCCGGUCUGUUUCUCGCUACGUUUUCGAUGAUCUCGGCUGCUUUAAUGGAGAAGAAGAGAAGGGAUUCGGCCUUAUAUUCGGGGAAAACAAUAUCCAUCUUUUGGAUCACCCCACAGUUCCUUAUCUUUGGGUUAUCAGAAAUGCUUACCGCGGUUGGCCUCAUUGAGUUCUUCUACAAGCAGUCCAUGAAAGGGAUGCAAGCCUUUUUGACAGCCAUAACUUACUGCUCUUACUCAUUUGGCUUCUACUUGAGCUCGGUGCUCGUCUCCGUCGUAAACAAGAUCACGUCGGCUUCUUCCGAUGGCGGCGGUUGGCUUAGUCACAAUGAUCUCAACAAAGACCGGCUUGAUCUUUUCUACUGGUUGCUUGCAGUCCUCAGCUUUCUCAACUUCAUAAAUUAUCUCUUCUGGGCUACAUGGCAUUCUAACCAUUCCUCUCCACCACCACCCACAGCACCGCAUGAGGUUAAAGAGGUUGGAGAUGACAAUAUACCAUAAAAUUGCAUGGGACUUCCAUUUCUACAUAUGAUAUGUAUAUUUCAAGGCAAUAUUAUCCGCUAAUAUCUUGUAUGAUGAUAUCAUAAAGAUUUAGGAUACCAUUCCAAAAUCUCUUUUAAUACGUAUACAGGCGUCGUAUAAACUAGUGUAGAAGUUACUACA
This is a messenger RNA of Hibiscus syriacus, 1931 nucleotides long. Its product is annotated as protein NRT1/ PTR FAMILY 4.3-like. Gene Ontology annotation, biological process: transmembrane transport. Gene Ontology annotation, molecular function: transmembrane transporter activity. Gene Ontology annotation, cellular component: membrane. Lineage: Eukaryota; Viridiplantae; Streptophyta; Magnoliopsida; Malvales; Malvaceae. The record is from RefSeq and is a predicted model, not a curated record.